Messenger RNA from Passer domesticus (house sparrow), 2707 nucleotides. RefSeq names its product TATA-box binding protein associated factor, RNA polymerase I subunit D (gene TAF1D). The record is from RefSeq and is a predicted model, not a curated record. Lineage: Eukaryota; Metazoa; Chordata; Aves; Passeriformes; Passeridae. Bases 363 to 1436 code for a protein of 357 amino acids. Gene Ontology annotation, cellular component: RNA polymerase transcription factor SL1 complex; nucleus; nucleoplasm. Gene Ontology annotation, biological process: regulation of DNA-templated transcription. The transcript has 14 exons.
CAGCGGCGGGCGCAGGUAGGCCGCUCCUGGCGGGCGCAUCCGCCGCCAUCCGCGCUGCCGGGGCCCGGCGCCGCGGAAGCCGGGGCUGGAGGGACGGUCCGGGCGCUGUGGGGUCGUGCCCCGAGGGGCGUGUGGCGGCGGGGUGUCCCCGGCCCGGGUGACUUGGGGCCUGCCCGUGGCGCCGGCCCCAGCGCGCUGCUGCUGCAGCCGAGCCUGGCGAGCGGGCGAGUGGUGUGCCUGGAGCCUUGGUCAGGUUUUCAGCAAGGUUAAAUGGUUGCUUUUCUUCCCCAGGGGAUCUGCGUGCUGUGCCAGCGCUGCAGAGACCUCGAAGGAUGCUGAGCUGCGACUUGGCAAACUGAAACAUGACUGAUACAGAUGAAUCCCAGUCUUCUGGCUCUGAUUACCCUGAUGCCCAAGGGCUGAUCAGCCCUCAGCAGAAGGAGCCAUCUGAGGUGUGUUUAUGGCAAAGGAAUACAGGAACAGAGCGGUCAAGGCAGAAGGUGGCUGCUUUUGGGGAGUCUUCAGAUCAUCCUGAGAGCACGUGUAAAUCACCAGCUGCUUCAGCUGAGGUUUUACUGAUCAGCAGUGAUUCAGAAAGUGAUGUCUCUGCUGCUCGUCCUGAGUGCUCCACUGCACCUUCAAAGCAGAAAAGGCAAUCUCAAUAUUCAAGGCAACAAGCUGAAUCUGUUAUAGAAGUACCUGACAAUGACAGCUCCUCAGAUUCUUCACUGUCUCCUCAAAGUCCAGGGAAAUCAUUAGAAGCUUCCAAGCAGCAAAAGUCAAAACUCAAUUUGAAGGCCAUUUUUGCCUAUCACUUCAGGGGAAGGAAGUUCAGAGCAGCUGCACACCGAAAAUACAAAAAGAACACAUGGAAGAGCAAGAAGAAAAAGUAUGAGAGCACACACAUGCCCACAGGGAGGCCCCCACUGACAGCAUCACCACAGGAACAAAAGAGGAGGCUCCUAGACAGAGGUUUUCAAUUCCCUUUUGUUGAAAAACAUUAUGGGAAGAAGCAUAUUCCCUUAAAGAUGGUUCUUGGCUAUGAGCAAGCAGCUGCAAAGGGAUAUUUCAAGUACAUUGAAGUGCUUAAAUAUGAAGAACAUCUUAAAAAAGCUUUGAAAGCCCUUCAGGCCAGUGAUGACUUAGAAAAAGAGUGUAUGGUGUUACGGAAACACAAAUACCUAGAUGAUGAAGGCCCCAUUUCUCCUAUUCAGGAGACAGAUGAUGAUGAGGAGAGCUUGAAUUCUGAUACUCAGGAACAACUUGAUGCCAGAGUAGUGGAGAACAGCUCUUUCAUUCUAAGCAGCACAAUUCCCAGUAAAAAAAAGUCAAAGCCAAGAAGAAAAUGUGCAAAACCACCUGAAGUGAUUGAAAUAGAGGAUGAAGAAGAUGGUGCUGAAGAGAGCUCUGUGCCUCUGCAGGGCUCACCUCGGUGAACAGCAGAUGGACCAGUGAGGUGGCAGUGGUCAUUGUUCAGAUACCUCUUUCUUGGGCCUGUUUGGUUUAAAACAUUGCUCUGGAAUCAGUGUUCAGCCCUCCACCCGGCUGCCUGUUUGGCUUUUUUUUCUGUUGCUUUUGGAAGAUGAAAUACCUCUUGGUUUUCUUGCUGCAUAAGGUGGAGACCUGCACUCGGAAGCACUUCAGGUUGGCACAGUGUCGGUUGUUCUGAGGAGUGUAUGUGAUUCUGAACUCUUCACCACAAUUACCUUGGUUUGAGCUACCACCUCUGGGACUGGACAGCGUGGAACUGUCAGGUUCUACUGCGAACAGGAAGUGUAUAGUCAGUUGGGAAGUAGCUUCAAAUGCUGUAGUAAAAAAAUGAAUGUGUUCAGUCUGUUCCAGCACUUGAUCAGGUUUUGUCUUUGGCUGUAGACAAAAACCUGGAACCUAGUGCUUAGAAAAAACCCUUCGUUUGCAACCCACAGCUGAUGAAUGUAUUGGUUGUGUUACAUUUAAGAAGGGACAAUAUAUUUGCAUGGCCACAAAUAGUAUUCAUUAAUUCGACUACUGAUCCAUCUAGAGUUUUGUGUUCUGAAUUUUCAGAAGUGUAGUUUGGUUGUAUCUUUCUUUGCAGAUGAGCACACUCACACUGCAGCAGCAGUUGUAACUACUUGGAGAUCUCUUGAAUUCUUAUGGCUGAGAUUCACAAAUCCUUUACUUCUUCGGACAUCUGUGCAACACAGUAGCAAAAGAGGGGCAUCCCUGUGAUGUGUGGAACAGAUUGGAAAGCCUCUACUCAAGUAUGAAGUGUAUCAUCAACAUUCAGCCAGUGUAAAUGGAUUUCUGUCUGCCUGGCUCCAUACUGGGAUAAAAGCACCCAAGUCUUGAUGAACAGCUAAAUGAGGAAACUUGAAAGUAUUACUUAGAUACAACAAUUUAUUUUAUUUUAGGAAAUGCACCUGAUGUCCCUUCUGAACUAGCAUCUUGGUACUUAGAGAAAAAAAGAGGAAGAAAUGCAGGCUGCCAUUUCACAGAAGUCUGAAGCUGCUUCAAGGAUGCUUGAGGAUACAGAAUGAAGUGAACUGCCCUGAGUUAAAAAGAUGGAAGCAACUUGUUUGACAGGGUCUGCCACCAAGUUGCUGCGUGUCAGAGGGAUAAGAAACACCAUGUGGGAGCUACCAGAGUGAGUGUGGAGAUCCUGCUGCUGUUGCUGCAAGCCUGCUCCAGUGAACUGCACAGCUGUUCCAAAUAAAGAACUUUCUCUAGA